AUGGAGACGGGCAGGAGCCGCGGCGGCGGCGGCGCGGCUGUCAGCGAGCGCGGCGGCGCGCGCGCGGGGGUCUGCAGGAGGCAGGAGCAGGCCGGGGCCCUCGCUGCAGACAUGGACUCGCAUUGUGAGUGCGCCGCGGAGACGCCCGCCGCAGAGCCGCCGUCGGGGAAGAUCAAUAAGGCUGCGUUCAAGUUAUUCAAGAAGAGGAAAUCGGGGGGCACCAUGCCCAGCAUUUUUGGGGUCAAAAACAAAGGGGAUGGGAAGAGCUCGGGGCCGGCGGGGAUGGUGAGAAGCAGGACCCACGACGGACUAGCCGAGGUGCUGGUGUUGGAGGGCAGCAAGAAGGAGGAGCCGCCUGGCGGGAGCGAUCAGAGCGGGGCCCGGCCGAUCCCCGGACCCCCCAAAGCCUCCGGGCCUGGCCUGGGCUCCCUGGCCAGCAGCUCGGUGGCCAAGUCCCACAGCUUCUUCUCCCUGCUGAAAAAGAACGGGCGAUCGGAGACCAGCAAGGGAGACCAUGCCGAGGCGAGCAAGGCUGGCGGCAAACAAAAGAGGGGGUUGAAAGGGAUCUUCAGCAGCAUGCGCUGGCACCGGAGGGACAAGCGCGGCAAGGAGGAGGAGGAGAAGGCGGCGCGCGCGGCGGGCCCGGGCAGCUUGGUCCUGCCCGGCUCGCUCACCGCCAGCCUGGAGUGCGUCAAGGAGGAGCCGCCCCGAGCUGUGCGCCGCCCGGACAGCCCCAGCCAGGACGCCCCGCGACACGCAGCAGGUGAGCCCGCAGGGGGAGAGCAGGCGCCCGAGUCCGCCGAGCGCGCCCCGGAGCGGACCUGCCUAGAGGCCGCGAGCCCCACCGGCCCUGGCGAUCAAAGCUCCCGGGGAGAGGACGCCGAGGGGCAUCGGCGCGCGGAGAAGCCCGGGGCGGCCCUCGAGUCGGGAGCCGAUGAGGUCCAGGCGGCCGAGGAUGCGUCCAGGACAGGCUGUGGAGAUAUUAUUGCAGACCCAGAAGAAGAGGCAGGCCCCAGCUGUGACAAGCAUGCUCCCGGGCCAGGCAAGCCAGUUCUCUCUAAAAAGAACACCAGCGUGGUGGCCUACCAAGGAGGAGGGGAGGAGAUGGCCAGCCCGGAUGAGGUGGACGAUACCUAUCUCCCGGAAUUCUGGGACAUGUUGUCCCAGACUGAGGACCAAGGGCAAGGAACCCAAGAGGGCGCAGCGAAGGCAGCCACUGCUUCGGACACCAAGUUGGCCCCUGAGACUUCCAGUGAUGCCCGGUGUGGGGAAGCAGCCAAGGACGUGUCCUCUGUCAAGCGCAGGAGGCUCCACAGGAUUCCCAUUGAGUCCCAGCAGAAGGAGGAGCCCAAACACCCGGAGAAGGAGCACCAAGAAGGUGUUCCUAACAACGACGAGGGCUACUGGGACUCCACCACUCCUGGCCCAGAAGAAGAGAGCGUCAGCAACAGCAGUAGCAGCAAGAAGGUGGUCGUCCCCAGGGAUAGCAACAGUGGUGAUGCUCUCUGCGAUCCCUACGUUGAACCUGAAGCAAGCCCAGCUACCCUUCCUGCCACAGAGGACCCACCCUGCUUGUCCCGGCUAAAGCCGGUGUCUCCAGGCACCAUCACAUGUCCUCUGAGAACACCUGGCAGCUUGCUGAAGGACUCUAAAAUCCCUAUUAGCAUCAAGCAUCUCUCCAACCUUCCGUCUAGCCAUCCGGUGGUGCACCAGCAACCAGCCAGGAGUGAGGUGCCCAGAACAAAAAUCCCUGUUUCCAAAGUGCUGGUCCGCAGGGUCAGCACCCGGGGCUUGGCUGGGACCACCAUCAGGGCAGCAGCAUGCCAUGACAGUGCCAAAAAGUUGUGA
This is a messenger RNA of Grammomys surdaster, 1848 nucleotides long. It is a transcript of the gene Amer2, whose product is annotated as APC membrane recruitment protein 2. Gene Ontology annotation, molecular function: phosphatidylinositol-4,5-bisphosphate binding; beta-catenin binding. The transcript is spliced from 2 exons. The record is from RefSeq and is a predicted model, not a curated record. Lineage: Eukaryota; Metazoa; Chordata; Mammalia; Rodentia; Muridae. Gene Ontology annotation, cellular component: plasma membrane. Gene Ontology annotation, biological process: regulation of canonical Wnt signaling pathway. The coding region runs from base 1 to 1848 and encodes 615 amino acids.